This is a messenger RNA of Hypomesus transpacificus, 2243 nucleotides long. Its product is annotated as E3 ubiquitin-protein ligase TRIM39-like. Gene Ontology annotation, molecular function: zinc ion binding; protein binding. NCBI's taxonomy places the organism in Eukaryota, Metazoa, Chordata, Actinopteri, Osmeriformes, Osmeridae. Bases 103 to 1848 code for a protein of 581 amino acids. The transcript is spliced from 8 exons. The record is from RefSeq and is a predicted model, not a curated record.
GGCUUGGAGUUCCAGGAAGAGAACCUGUCAAAGGACUCACACCCAGAGAGUUCCUGGGUAAAGUCCUUUUGCUCACAAGACAAGAAAUAAGGGGAAAACAACAUGCAAAGCGUCAGCUCCCCAGGUGGGCGCGUCCUCUGCGAGGAGCAGUUCCAGUGCUCCAUCUGCCUAGAGGUGUUCGUGGAGCCCGUCUCCACCCCUUGCGGACACAGCUUCUGCAAGGCCUGCCUGCAGGGCUACUGGAACCACAGCAAGAAGUUCCAGUGCCCCAUGUGCAAGAAGAGCUACUCCAGACGCCCCGAGCUGAGCGUCAACCGCGUCCUCGCCGAGAUCUCCGAGCAGUUCCAGGGGUUGACGGUGGCGGGGGGAGGAGGAGGCGGGGCGGCCUCGCCCGGCUCCAUCCUCAGGCUGGUCCCGGAGGCGACGCACGGGGAGCCGCCGCCGCCGCCGUCGGAAGGCGGGGAGUUUGCCCGGGCGGGGGAUGUGCCAUGCGACUCGUGCAUCGGUAGGAAGAUGAGGGCGCUGAAGUCGUGCGUGAACUGCCCCGGGUCGUACUGCGAGGCUCACCUCAGGCAGCACAAGAAGGUGAAGUCUCUGAUGUCCCACCGGCUGGUGGCCCCCACCCUGCACCUGGAGGACAAGAUCUGCAAGAAGCACGAACGUCUCCUGGAGGUGUACUGCCGGCACGACCACGUCUGCCUCUGCACUGUCUGCGCCCAGUCCUGCCGCAAGACCCACGAGGUGGUCUCCACCGAGCGCGAGUGGAAGAAGAAGUUGAGUCACCUGGGGAAGAUGCGAGCGGAGCUGAAACACCUCGUCAAGGAGCGAACCAGGAAACUGGAGGAGGUCACGCAGUCCAUCAAGGUCAUCAAAAGCGGUGCCCAGAAAGAGCUGGAGGAGAGCUGGCAGGUGUACGCGGAGCUCCAGCGGCUGGUGGAGCAGAGCCAGGCCGAGCUGGUGGAGGUGAUCUCGUCCCGGCAGCGCGAGGCUGAGCGGCACGCCCAGGAGCUGGCCCGCGGCCUGGAGAACGAGCUGGGCCUGCUCCGGAGGAGGGCCAGCGAGCUGGAUGCCCUCGCGCACGCACAGGACAAGGUCGUCUUCCUGCAGAGUUAUCUCAACCUUGCGCCCUCCCCCGAGCCUUCUGAUUGGUCGGCAGUGAACGUUGACACCGACCUGUACCUCGGCACCCUCCGCUCCACUGUCAGCACCCUGAUCGACCGCUUCCAGGAAGAGCUCAAGAGACUGUUCGGGAAAGAGCUGAGGAAGGUGCAGAGCUAUGCAAGUGAGGUGUACCUGGACCCGGCCACAGCCCAGCGGAACCUGGUGGUGUCCGACGACGGCCGCCAGGUGAGGUACGAGGAAUCGCGCAAGGCCUCGCUCAACGAGAGUUCCCGCUGUUUCAGCCCCGCCCUGUUCGUACUGGCCACCGAGGGCCUCUCCUCGGGCCGCCACUACUGGGAGGUGGAGGUGGGCCACAAGACCGCCUGGACGCUGGGCGUGGCGCGGGCCUCCGCCCGCCGGAAGGGCGAGAUCAAGCUGAGCCCGGACGGAGGGUUCUGGUGCCUGUGGCUGAAGAGCGGGGAGGUCAAGGCCCUGGCGUCCUCCAGGCUGACCCUCCACCUGGCCGCUCAGCCCAGCAAGGUGGGGGUGUUCCUGGACUACGAGGGAGGCCAGGUGUCCUUCUACGACGUCAAGACCAGGGAGCACCUGUUCACCUUCGUGGAUACCUUCAACGAGAGCCUGUUUCCCAUCUUCAGUCCCUGCCUCGCCCAGGAGGGGAAGAACGCCGCCCCUCUCGUCGUCAGUCCGGUCAACCUGAGACCCACCGUCCACUCAGGGAAAAUCUGACAUCGACCAGCCAAUCGUGGUUGAAAUAUACCUCAAUCUGGUUUAUGUCUGCCCAAUCGCAGUUGCGCUACUUAUGAUGGACUGCCAUACUGACUUUCCGAAGUUUCUCUACACUCAACUGGACAUGGAAGGAACUAUAAGGAUUUUUCCCAUUCUAAUUUUUUUUUACAUUUAUGUAAGGCACAGAUGUUUACUGAUGAAGAUAAAAUCACUUCCGAUCUUGCACAUGCACAACUGAUUUUCUGGGUGUUGAUUGCUUCUCAAGGCUAAGGGCUAAUUUAAGCUAAUGUGAACUACAGUACUGUCUUGUUCUUUUAUGUAUUGCAGGGUGAUAAAUAUGUACUUUUGUAUCUUAAUCUGCAGCUGAUAAAUAAAGAUGAAUGAAUUGGAUCGUG